AUGACCAUCUUCACUUGUACAUCCCCCACCAUGGCCACCAACACCACCGCCACCCCUCUCCCUCCCCCCAUCUUGCGACUCCCCGACGAGUUGCUCGAGGCGAUUGUAGAAUAUCUCCCACCCCGCGAGACUGUCGCGUGUGGCUGCACAUGCUCCCGCUUCAACAAAAUCACCUACGAACCGCUGGUUUGGCGACGACAUUGUAUCCGGCGAUGGCGCUUCUGGGACGAGAGGCACGAGCUGGAAGAGAAGCUGGCCCUCCCACCCGUGCAGACCAAAUGGCGACAAUUGUUCCAGCAGCGGGACAAGUCAGAUCAGGACGCAAUGGAGCUGUUUGAUAAGAUGCUCCUCACCCAGCAGCAUCGGUAUGCCCGCAUGGAAACACUGGCGGCCGGAGGAUAUGACGUGAAAGAUCUCAUGCGGAAAUUAAGGGAUAAGACGGAUGAUGAUGCGCACGAUGUCCUGGCCCGACGAUUCCACGCGACCGCCAUCUUGGGACAGAUCCACCGCGCGACGGCACUCGACAAGUGGACCCGCCUCCAGCAACGACAGAUGGUGCGACUGGAGGAGGUGCUCAGUGCAUACGACAUGUUUGUCCUGUCCGGCGAGAGGGGUGAUAUGAGGCAGAUUGAGCGGGAAUUGGAUCGUCUGGCCGAGUGUGUUCGCGCCACCACCUCCGACUUUGACGCCCUUUCCACCCGACAAAAGGCCAUUGAGACGGCACGCUAUCUCCGCGAGCAACGUUUGGUGGGAAAUCCCUCCGAAGACAACUACCAUGCUCUUCGCAACAACUUCCUCUCCAUGGCCCUCUUCGACGAACCACACACCUCGCUCCCUCUCCAAUCCGUUGCCAUUUACUGUGCAGUGGCGAGAAGAUUGGGUAUCAACGCCAAACCCUCCAACUACCCACAUCAUGUGCAUGCUGUCAUUGAGGCUCCAUGCGAUUAUACCCUCGAUGGCCAACGCAAGAGUUCCCUCGAUUCAUCGUCAACAGAAGAGCAUGUCACCGAAACGAUGCACAUGGAUCCGUGGCGUUCAUCCGAAGAAGUCCCUCAAGAAACCCUCCGUCUGCGUCUUCUUCAAAUGGGAGCUCCUCCAGCACACCACGCCCGGCAUUUAGGAAGCACCUCCACUCUGGAAGUCGCUCUCCGCACAGGCCGAAACAUUAUGACUUCGGUCCAGGACAGCCGCGAACGCCAACGAUCAGGCUCCACAUCAACACCCUAUCCCCUCUCAGAUCCCGAUGUUGAAGCUUCAUGGUACAGCAUGUUGUGGUCCAUGUUGGUCCUAGGUGACCACAAUGCCGACUCGUCUCUUCAUCGAAGAAAGCAAUGUCUCCCAUACCUCAUCGAACACUUCCAAGCUCACUUCCCCGAAGAUCUGGGAUUGAUUGAAAAGCAUCUCCCUCAUCUAUUCGAAGGCGAGCAAGAACACAACUUCCUCACACAACUCAUCACCACGGCUCGAGCAGCAGACGACAACAAGAAGGCUCCCAACUAUCGACAUGUACAAGAAAAGCAAACUUGGCGAGCAGACGAAUUCUCAACAACCAUGACGGAAUAUGUGACGAGGACCCUGCCCAUCAAACACAAAAUCGGCACUCACCYCCGCCACCGCCGCUUCGGCUACGAAGGCGUCAUCGUCGGCUGGGAUGUCCGCUGCGACGCCGAACCUCGUUGGAUCGAACAGAUGCGUGUCGACGACCUCCCUCGAGGCCGUCAUCAACCCUUUUACAAUGUGGUGGCCGAUGACAAGAGUGUGCGCUAUGUGGCCGAGGAGAAUGUCGUGGCGUUGACGACGGGAGAGGUGCCGGGAGAGGGCAUCAUGAGUUUGGCCGGCAGGUGGUUUCUACGCUGGGAUCCCAUGGCUGAAGGCGGAGGGAGGUUUGUGAGUAAUAUGAAGGAGGAGUAUCCGCAUGAUUGA
Ramularia collo-cygni is the source of this 1923-nucleotide messenger RNA. RefSeq lists its product as uncharacterized. The record is from RefSeq and is a predicted model, not a curated record. Gene Ontology annotation, molecular function: protein binding; DNA binding. The coding region runs from base 1 to 1923 and encodes 640 amino acids. Lineage: Eukaryota; Fungi; Ascomycota; Dothideomycetes; Mycosphaerellales; Mycosphaerellaceae. The transcript has 2 exons.